Molecule: messenger RNA, 2574 nt
Organism: Lindgomyces ingoldianus
Lineage: Eukaryota; Fungi; Ascomycota; Dothideomycetes; Pleosporales; Lindgomycetaceae
Exons: 2
Coding region: 189-2435 (748 amino acids)
Biological process (GO): regulation of transcription by RNA polymerase II
Molecular function (GO): DNA-binding transcription factor activity, RNA polymerase II-specific; RNA polymerase II cis-regulatory region sequence-specific DNA binding
Source: RefSeq, a predicted model, not a curated record
UAGCCCGAUUCGAGAUUUUUGUUAGAUUCCCCUUCCAGGUACCGGCCGUCCGGCCCCGCUGAAGAUUCUGCGUUGCCGGCUCAGGCCGUCGAAGUGUCGCAAGCCUCGAGUGUCAGCGCUCACAUCAGACGUACACGCAACAAGAAUAAAGGGACACUGCAGACCGACGAGGCCAAAUCGCCAUCAUAAUGUCUGCCUUUCAAGCAGUCAACACUACGCUCACUGUACCGGACCCUCCCCCAGGCCGUCUCGGAGAAGAAACCACACCUACGACACCUCGACCGAAUGCGAAGUUCUUUUCCGAGUCAAGGCCGUCAGAAGAUCCCCGGGCUGAGGAUCCCUCAGCGAAAACCCCAACGCGCAAUAGUUUUGGCGGUCUCGCAGCCCAACGGCCCUUGCCAUCGUCGCCUUUUACACCUUCGCGCGAGAUAAGCAAAACCCCGAGUAGGAAUGGCGCAUUGAGCAGGGAGAAUUCGCACAGGUCGACACAAUCAGUGGACUCGCAGGACAUAGAAAUGGGUGGCGAUGAUGAUGGCCGGGAUGGGUCGGACAACGAGAGCGUGAAUAGCGAUGCGAACAGGCCUUCAAAAAAGAAGAAAGGACAACGCUUCUUCUGCACCGACUUCCCACCUUGCCAGUUAAGUUUCACACGAAGUGAACACUUGGCCAGGCAUAUUCGCAAGCAUACCGGUGAGCGACCCUUCCAAUGCCAUUGCUCACGACGAUUUUCCCGCCUCGACAACCUUCGCCAGCACGCACAAACCGUCCACGUAAACGAAGAUAUUCCUGGAGAUUCCUUGGCUGCAACAGGUACUAGGUUUCAGAGACAAAUCCGAACUGAUCGCGUCCGGCCGCCUGGGAGUCGCUCAAGGGCCAACACAUUAGGCAGCCAGGGCGGACACAGCCGAGGACAUAGUAGGAAUCUGUCGGCGUCUAGCAUAACAUCGACUGCCUCGAGCAUCAGUGUUAGCCAACCUCAGGAUGUGAGGCGCCGGCCCCCACCACUCGCCAUGGCGAAUGACGGCUCUGCAAGGGCUCGGCUGUCCCUCAACACCCUUGACAGCUACAACCCCCCGCUGAUGGGCAGUCCGGGGCCGCAGAUUGUGGAAUACAACACUCAGUCGACUGGCGUUACUACGCCCACCUCAGCCACUUUCUCCACCGAGACAGGAAGUCCAGGGCGCUUUGGAUCUGGCCUGCAAUCACCCAUCUCCUCUGCAUCAAGACCAGCCACGUGGGGUGCGAGAACUCCUGGACGUCGAUUGUCAGUCCCGUCUGCCGGAGGUAACCCGUUUUCUGGCCCUCCUGGGCAAUUCCCUCCCCCAUACAUCACCCCUCUACCGUCCUCGACAUCCUCGACAUUUUCUGGGCAAAGCAGUCUCUUUGCUAGUCCUACCGCAUCGAACUUUUCCGAGUCUAGAAGGGAGUCUAAUGCAGAUGCCGACUGGAGGCGACGCACCUGGCAUCCGGGGUCUUACACCAAUCUAGGUCCCCGCCCUGCUACGAGCGGGCUUGGGUACUACCAGACUCCGGACGCCCCCCGCCCGUCGUACACGUCGCAACCUGCCGCAAGUCAAACAACGAGACUUCCUGGUAUUGAGAGCUUUGACCAUGCGCCUCCUCCAUUACCAUUGCCCCGUCGUCAACACAGUCCUAUGCAAAUAGAUACACCCACUCGCCCGGCGACGUAUCAUGCACCAGUCGACACUCCACCGAUUCCACAGCGCGAGAAACGGCAGAGUAUUUCCUGGGACGCGACACUACAGACAGGUAUCAACCGACUCGAGAUCGCCAGUCCUAAUCCUCCACGAGAGCAGUGGCCUCAGUACCAGGGUAACCAAGGACUGUCCUCUGCGGCCCGGCCCACGACUGCCCCACAGCCGAGCUACUUCGCUCAACAGCGACCCAAUAACUCUCCUCAACCAAUCCAGGUUCCUCCAAGAAACCCAGCUCGAACCUCCCAGGAUCCACCUGUCACUCCCCGGAAGAAUAAGCGACACGGUUGGUAUAACGGACCCCUGCCUUUGACUCAACAAGGUCCACCGCAGCCUGGGAGGGCUGUCCAACGCACUUCACCCGAAGACUCCAGUAGUAGCGAAGGCGUCCCAACCCCGUCAAAUUCUUCUAUGACCGAAUACCAGCCUGCCAUUGUUCACAGCAACGGCUACGUUGAAGCACACCCUCCAGGUGUCCCGGUAGAGGAGCACAAAGCGGGGCCUCCCCCAAUUGUGGAAAGACCGUAUCCUGUUCAGUAUCCCCAGUACCACAACCACAGCUUGUCGAACUCUGGAUAUCGACCCCUGCGGGAACCUGAAAGAGGGCAGAUUACCUUUGGACAACCACUACCCCAUUCAGGCGCCAACGACAUGAGACGACUCGAGGCGCUCGUGGCAGUCGCUACUGGUGAGCAGCAAGCUGUUGGAAAUCGACCUUGAUUGCUCCUGAGCGCCGCUUAUCUACCUUGACUAAGCCAAGACCAUACACGUCGACACAUUAGGUAUCCCCACCACCUUUACUUCUAAGAUCACUAAAUUCUUCUUUCGUUCCUGCGUAACGGCAUGAAUUCACGAAACU